This is a messenger RNA of Amoebophrya sp. A25, 4597 nucleotides long. The record is from the annotation of a GenBank genome assembly. NCBI's taxonomy places the organism in Eukaryota, Dinophyceae, Syndiniales, Amoebophryaceae.
AGUAUUUUUUACACACCGGAGGCUGUAAGAUUUUUGUAAGAUUUUUUUAUCAAAGUCACUACCGAGUGCUGUCUCUAGCACAGUUCCUGUAUUCAUUGUAGAAUACGAGUGGGCCCGUCAUUCUUGACCGGCCACUGUUGUAAGACUAAUUCUUUAUUAAUACGAUUUUUUCAAUAUUUAAAAGUUACAUUGUAGUACUACAAAAAAAACAGAAAAAAUGCCGGCCGGAGGUUACAGCGUCCAGCCUCGUCUGGACUACCAGACGAUUGUUGGUGUCGAGGGUCCUCUCGUUAUCAUGGACAAUGUCAAGUUUCCGACCUUUGGUAAUUAUUUGCCAAUUUUCCGCAUGUCGCACUUGUCUUCCCCGUUGUUGAUGAGUAACGAAUGGCAAGCCAUCACCAUCGGAAGCAUGGGAAGUUUGUGUCUCACAAACUCCUACCUACUAUUUUUACCGAGAAAAGAACUCAGCAUCUCACCAACUCAACAGGUGAGAUUGUCAAUGUCUGCCUCGCAGAUGGUCGGGUGCGACAGGGACAGAUCCUUGAGGUCAACAAAAAGAAGGCCAUUGUGCAGGUGUUUGAAGGCACUUCUGGCGUCGAUGUGAAGAACACGCACAUCGAAUUUACCGGCGAUGUCCUCAAGAUGCCGAUCUCCGAUGACUUGAUGUUAUGGAUUACUUUGUGCUGCAUGACUCUUAUUCUUACUCUGUUGUCCUCUCAGCAAUUGUAGAUGAACCAAUGUGGUGGCCUUCGACGAUUUGAUGUUAUAAGUAUGUAAAUUGCUUUUUACUGCAUCUCACUUAAAAAUCGUACUAGCAUCUUGUUUUUAGUUAGAAUAAAACAAAAACAACCUCUAAUCAUCGGGCGAGCGUUUAAUGGUAGCGGAAAGCCGAUUGACAAGGGACCCCCAGUGUUGGCGGAGGAGUUCCUCAGUAUCCAGGGUAACCCGAUGAACCCAAAGGCCCGCGUCUACCCGAAGGAAAUGAUCGAGACCGGUGUCUCGACGAUCGAUGUCAUGAACUCCUUGGUAAAACGAAGUUUAUCUUCCUCCUCUGUGUUGAAUCUACUACAAACGUAAGUUUAUCUUCCUCCUCUGUGAAUCUACUACUUAUAAACGUAAAAUAUUGAUAAUUUUCUAAGUUAGUACUACUACUAUGUAGACGUAAAAAAAUUUAAGAAGCGAAGGGCAGUACCUAGAAAAUUUUGUUCACUGACUUAUAAUGAACAAAAGAGAAACAAGCAAAGGGAGCACCAUCCUGUGACAACUCUACCAGGUCCGUGGUCAGAAGUUGCCUCUUUUCUCUGCUGCGGGUUUGCCACAUAACGAGAUUGCAGCACAGAUUUGCCGACAGGCUGGCUUGGUAAAGGGAAAGGACGUGAUGGAUCAUAGUGUGGAUAACUUCUCUUACGGCUUCAUCUACUCAUAAUUUUUGAUCGAUGUAUUGUAUUCUUCAUCACAGUCGCUUGUCGCGUAAGCAGGACCUCCGUUUAUCCACAGUUGAUAUAAUUAAGGCUCAGCUUUCAAUGGUCAUUGGGGUUGGUCACUGGCGACCCCUUGAGAGAACAGGGGAAAGCGAAGGGAAAGGGGAGAGCUUUGAAGGGGGUCCCUUCCGUUCAGAAUCAGUGACCACCGAAGGCUGAGCUUUAAUAUGAAGAAGGAUAAGUAGGAGGUUACGAAGGAAGAUACGAGUACUACCUCUCUAAGUCUUCAUCGUUUUCGCAGCAAUGGGUGUGAAUAUGGAGACCGCGCGAUUUUUCCGCAACGAUUUCGAGCAGAACGGAAGUAUGGAGAACGUUGUGCUGUUCUUGAACUUGGCAAACGACCCGACAAUCGAGCGAAUUGUCACGCCACGGUAACACUUUUAAUUUGCUUUCUUAGGCCCCUCAUCUCUCUACUUUUGUUCUUUACCUCUGAAUACAACAGUUGUUCAGUCUGAGCAGUAGCAUAAACUCCAAAAUACCUUCACUCAUCAAUCGUAACUCAGUCUCGCCUUGACAACCGCGGAGUACUUCGCUUAUACCCGAGAAAUGCACGUGCUGUCUAUCAUGACCGAUGUGUCUUCCUAUGCCGAUGCAUUGCGAGAAAUCUCGGCAGCGCGUGAAGAGGUCCCCGGUCGACGUGGUUACCCAGGUUACAUGUACACAGAUUUAGCCCAGCUCUACGAGCGUGCUGGCCGAGUAGAGGGAAAGAACGGUUCUAUCACGCAGUUGCCAAUUUUGACUAUGCCGAACGACGAUAUUACCCACCCGAUUCCGGAUUUGACCGGUUAUAUCACGGAAGGACAGGUAACUUUUAUAGAUGCAUACCUACGCAAGAAGAUGAAGGUCUUUUCAUUUCAUGAGUCAUGGUCCUGUAAUUGGUUGCUUCUCUGUAGUUGAUCGGUCCUAUACUUCUUGUGGUUCUUUUUUCAGCUACCCUAUCUUUAUCGGUCCUAUACUUCUUGUGGUUAGGUUCUUUUUUCAGCUACCCUAUCUUUAUCGGUCCUAUACUUCUUGUGGUUAGGUUAAUAAAGACACUGGAAGUACUUAGCGUGUAGCAGAGAAGAGGCUACCGAUGUAACUACGUGUUCAAAAGUCACCUCGUCGAGGAACCAGAUUCAUCUUCGUCCGGUCCUCAUCAGCCAGGCUAUGAGAGAAACGCAGGGGCUUCCUAAAACUACCCUAUCUCUAUCUGACUGCUCCAGGUGUUCGUCGAUCGUGGCCUGCACAACAGACAAAUCUAUCCUCCGAUCAACGUGCUGCCGAGUUUGUCCCGACUAAUGAAGAGCGGUAUCGGAAAGGGUAUGACACGAGUGGAUCACGCGAACGUGUCCGAUCAGCUGUACGCAAACUACGCAAUCGGACAGGUAAAUCUAUCAUUUCACACAUUUAGAAGAACAACUAUUAGAAAGAUGUAUGAUGUGAAGAGCGGAACAAGAGAGAGUGCGAGAAUCUUUCGUAUAGAUAGAGUUAAUCAAAUAUAUGGUUUGAUGGGGUUCAAGUUUUGAUGUGAAAGGAUUGAUCGUAAUUCAUUUGUUGCAUGUUUUUCGUGAGUUUGCUAUACAAUUUUUCUUUUUCAAUCUCAACGGAUGAUUUUCAUCCAUUCUCCCCACUUCAGGAUACUCGCGCUAUCAAGGCUGUCGUUGGUGAGGAGGCUUUGAACGACGAGGAUCACCUAUACUUGGAAUUCAUCGACAAGUUUGAGGAGCGAUUUGUGCAACAGGGACCCUACGAAAAGCGCGACGUCUUCAACUCAUUGGACCUUGCCUGGGAGCUGUUGCGUAUUUUCCCGGAAGACAUGCUGAAGAAGCUGCCAAAGAAGAUCAAGGACGAAUUCUACUCGCGCGAUCGCGAAAUCGCAAAGGCUGCCAAGGCCUAAAGGGGGGUCGAGUCUAGUUUUUCUUGAUGACAUUUUCUAUCGUUGAUACAACAGAUGAACAGUGAUCUUCUAUUGGACGAUAUGUCUUCUUCUUUUCAACUUCCUUGUACUUCGCUUUAGUAGGACGAGACAUUUUUUCGGUCAACGAAAACCUACUUGCAAGAGCAGAUCCCCGACGAACAGUUGAUUUGAGAAGAUGCCGCAACGCGUCGUGCGUAAUGUUGAUGUUGUAGAACAUAGAAGUUGUCCUACUACCAGUUUUCUUCGUGCCAGCUCAAAGGCGUGGCAGAGAAACAGGUCGUAUCAAAGACUCUGUGGCCAGUACAUUUCUUGGUAUCUUCGUAGUUCCUUGUCAACUCAUCUUUUCAUUUUUCUUUUUUUUUCGGUAAACAUUAUACAUGGAAAAUUCAUCAUUAUGAGGUUAAAAUUUCAUCAUUAUGAUCAAUUUUAAUCACUAUUCGUAACUAGGAAAAUUCUUUCAGUGUUGUUCGUAGUUGGUUCUAUACAGAUUUCAUCGUAUUCCGAAUAUUGUUGUGAUUUUUACUUUCUUCAGUGUGUAUUUUUAGUACCUCUGAUUCUUUUUCGAUCAGGUAAUAUGCAGAUGUGUGAUUCUUCUUCGUAGGAUUAGUUCUUGAGAAACAAGUGGACGACAACUGAUGUGGUUUUUACAACCAUCCUCUGAGUAUUUGCUUGAUGAUAUACGUGUGUAGUAGAAUUUUAAGUGUGUUGAUGAGUAUCAUCAAGCAGACCACAAGGUUGCACUAAGACGACCUGUUGUCGUUAUCACAGUUCUUCAAUGAAUUCUCGUAGCGCCUAGACGAGGUCUACUUAAUCUGCAACAAUGUGAGGCCGUCGUCCACCCACAAAAAUAGACAGAUACCCGCCAUCUCUAAUAUCCGUCUUUCUUUGAAGACCCCUGCUUAUGGGAGGCCGAGCUGCGUCAUGUGAUGGUUUUCGUAACUGUCUUCACGACGCGGCACUGGUCUUCUUCGGACAAUGAUUUUUCAAUGAAGAAGAAGAUGAUAAAUGUCGACAAGAACAUAAAAUACCAGAUUGACCUGAACAAACGGAGGUAUCAGUUUAUAAUUUUUAGAAGUAAAUUGCUUUUGGAAACAGCAGCUCCACCGAUGGACAUGAGCGAGGAGUCCUUCGCAAGGCAGAUUAUCGCGGGGAGCACGAAACCGACGGAGGAGAGCGACGGCCUUUGUUGCUUGUGCUAAUAUUAAAAAAGAGAAUCGAC